AUGGGUGGGCCCUGGAGCCCCUGGGGCGCCCCUCCGCCUCCAAACCGCGGGAGCCCGCCCGGGGUGGGGGGGCAGCGGGUACCGCUCCCGCCCCGGCCCAGGCGUCCCCCGCAGGCCUCGAGAAAGCAUCCGUCUUCGGUCCUGCCUUUUGUCUUCAGUCCCCCCUCCUUCUCCGCAGAGCAGGCCCGCAGCAGGCUGGAGCAGGCCGGGCGGCCUCGCGCACGCCCACCCAGGCCCCGCUGGGCCUCGGCUCGAGGAGAGGAGCCCGAGUCUCGGAGGCCUGACCCGGCCGCGUGCUCGGCCGAGGCUCCGGGGGGCCCGACCGGGACGCCCGAUCUAGGGCACCCGAGGGCCAGAACCGACCCCCUACCCCGCCCCGCCCUCUGCCAGCGCCCCCAGGCUUUCCCCAUCCCCUGCUCGACCCGGGGAUCAAUAGUGGCCGCUGAUUUUCCGCGACAAUUGCAGCUGCCUAAUUCGUCGGUGAAGAAUUAA
This is a messenger RNA of Rangifer tarandus platyrhynchus (Svalbard reindeer), 492 nucleotides long. NCBI's taxonomy places the organism in Eukaryota, Metazoa, Chordata, Mammalia, Artiodactyla, Cervidae. The record is from the annotation of a GenBank genome assembly.